AAAGAAACGAAUUAGUCCACGAUUUAUUGUCUGUGUGCGAAGAUUCGCCGGAUCAGGAAAUCUUAAUCAAAGCUAAUUAACUAAUUAAGUAAGUUGUUAAAAAAAGGAGGCAGGAGCGGAAGAGUCCAUGAAGAGGCUGAACAUUCUCCGGUACCACCGAACAAUUGUAUUGCGAUUAUUGGCCAAGUUGGAGGGAACGGAUACAUUAUCGUGGAUUUUCUUCUGAAAUGGGAACAGAUUCUAUCUCCGUGUAACUAACUAUUCGAAUGACCUUCGGUAACUUUUUCAGUCAAGGAGUUAGCAUUAACUGUUUAAAUUGACUUGUCGUUGUCGAAGAUUUUAGCAUUUUGCUCUGAUUUUCUUUUUGCGGGACAUCCUUGAAUAUAGUAUUGUUCUUAAAAAUAAAACACCAGGCAGAAUUUCUGCAAAUGGCAACAAACUUAUAACAAGUACAAUUCGGAAAUGAAGGACUUUUAGCUGCAUCUAAGUGUGUGAGGGAAUCUCCUUUAACGACAACUUCAUCGGAGUAAUUGCCUCCAAGCAUUUGCUAAAGGUAACGUUAUGACGGCGAUGGAAGUUUGUGAUAACCUGGAACCUCAUCUCGGGGAGGAAGAUGCCGAAAUUGAUGUUUGUGACACGACACCUGAUGCGGGCGUCUGGUCACCAGGCCAGCUGUAUGGAACUGACGUUGCUUUGGAUUUGAAGAUCAGGCCUAAGGCGGAGGAACUGGACAAUCGACUACAAACAGACUCUUUGGGAAAUCUACCUAAAAGGGAUGAGUUUGGUGUGAGGAAUGAGUCAGAAUCGGAGGAUUUUCGCCCCAAAAUCGAAUCGGACGAUGAUGAUUCAAAUACCUCGAAGACAUUUUCAGAAGAAAUGGAGUGCAAUUCAGUUAGAACUGAAUGUGAAAGCUUUGGACGCGAGACGGGGUGCAACUUGGUGAAAUGUCGCCGUGAAAGCUUUGAACGCGAGUCGGAACAAACAAGUAAUGAAAGCAUGGACUGCCAAUCGCCUAGUGACUCGGAAUCCACCAAAGACUUGGAAAAUAAAAAUCCAAACAACUCUAAAAGUUUUGAAACGAAACACUUGGAAAAUAAAAAUCCACAGAACCAACAACCACAGAAUAAUAAUGUACCAAAACUCACAAACUUUUUCAUCGAGAAUAUCCUAAAACCCGAAUUCGGGCGGCGGAAAGCGGAAUCAAAAAUCAGAAGUGCAUUUACGAAGACGAAGCCACAGCAUCGACAAGAAGGGAAUGAAAAAGUGCGUGAUUUGCCUGGGGCGGUCAAAGAAGAUGUCGCGAAGCUUUCUGCGGUGUCGGUGUGGCCAGCCUGGGUGUACUGCACGAGGUAUUCGGACAGGCCGUCUUCAGGUAAGAAAUGUCCGAGAACGAGAAAAAUCAAAAAGAACAAGGAGAAGAAACCGGAGGAGAAGCGCCCCCGUACGGCGUUCACCAACGACCAAUUGCAGAGGUUAAAGAAGGAAUUUGAGGAGAAUCGCUACCUGACGGAGCAACGGAGACAGGACUUGGCUCGGGAGCUCAAACUCAACGAAUCGCAGAUAAAAAUCUGGUUCCAGAAUAAACGCGCAAAAAUGAAGAAGGCGAACGGGUUACGUAAUCCUUUGGCGGUUCAUUUGAUGGCGCAGGGGCUGUACAAUCAUUCCACUGUGCCCGUGGAGGGGGAAGAUGGGUACGAGGGUGAAGAUGGGGACGGGGGUAACACGGACUCACGGUCCUAAGUUGCAGAUCUAAUAACAUAUAAGAACUAGACGCCGAUCUGACAAACUGACACUGCAUGAGCCCAAGCCAGGGUGGGCAUGCUGUGAUGGGUUUGUGGAAGACAGGUAAUGAUGUGUUGACUGGCGAUAGAAGAACAUCGACAGGAUUUGUUCAGGAAUAUGAACAACAUGGUGAAGGGUAUAUUACAUUUGAUUGGUUGCAUUUCUGACGAAGGUGGACUUUGUGGUUUAGCAUUUUGCUCUAUCAAAACUUUUACAAACAAUCGAAGGAAGACGAAAUCUACAUAUUUCCGACAAAGAAUUGCAUUAUC
Messenger RNA from Lineus longissimus, 2051 nucleotides. RefSeq names its product homeobox protein engrailed-2-A-like. The coding region runs from base 562 to 1740 and encodes 392 amino acids. The transcript has 2 exons. Gene Ontology annotation, biological process: neuron differentiation; regulation of transcription by RNA polymerase II; multicellular organism development. The record is from RefSeq and is a predicted model, not a curated record. Gene Ontology annotation, molecular function: RNA polymerase II cis-regulatory region sequence-specific DNA binding; DNA-binding transcription factor activity, RNA polymerase II-specific. Gene Ontology annotation, cellular component: nucleus. Lineage: Eukaryota; Metazoa; Nemertea; Pilidiophora; Heteronemertea; Lineidae.